UGAACAGUGUUCAUAUGAACAGUAACUUUAUAUUUUUUUCCCUUUUAAGUCCUUUAUUUUCUUUCAUGCCCCUUAGUAGGGUUAUGUCACAUGUCAUUAUUAUAUAUUGAAUGAAGUGGGAGUUUAAACAUAAGAUUGUGACUCCCAAAGGUUAUAGUCAUCUCUCUUUUCCCUUUUCUUCUCCUUCUUCUAAUUUACAUGGUAGCAGAGCAAGAUCCUUGGGGAUUGAUACCAUUAUUACAGGUUCUCAUCAACACAAGUUCUUUCUUCAAUCAAGGUCCUAGUUGGAGGACAGCUAUGGAGGAAGAAUUAUUGGCCCUGGAGGAAAAUUAGACUUGGGAUCAUGUCCCCUUACCUCCUGCUUGUGGUGAAAAAUGUGCUUCAUAGCGAUCUAUAUGGAGCAACCUCCAGGAUUUGUUACUCAAGAGGAGUCCAGAAUAGUGUGCAAGCUCAAGAAGUUUUUAUACGGUUUGAAGCAGUCUCCUCAGAUGAUGUUGAGCAAGAGACUUGUCAGCGUGAGGAGUGCACCAUGGUCGUUGAAGGGAAUGAUUCCGAGAUUGGGGAUGUUUGAUCUUUUUUACUUUAAUUUAUUAUUUUCAUUUUAUAUUGUUGGAACAAUUGUAGAUGACUUUGAUUUUUUAUUUAGAUACAUUGAUUUACUUGGAUUUGGACAAUUGAGAUGUAAUUGAGAUUUUUUUCACUUUUAGUUGUGGUGCCACCAGCACAUUUGACUUCAGACAUUUGAGUUGGAUAAUGAUUAAUGGUCAUGGAAAUAUUCUGUUGUGUA
Messenger RNA from Macadamia integrifolia, 787 nucleotides. RefSeq lists its product as uncharacterized. The transcript has 4 exons. The record is from RefSeq and is a predicted model, not a curated record. The coding region runs from base 344 to 571 and encodes 75 amino acids. NCBI's taxonomy places the organism in Eukaryota, Viridiplantae, Streptophyta, Magnoliopsida, Proteales, Proteaceae.